Molecule: messenger RNA, 1249 nt
Organism: Labrus mixtus (cuckoo wrasse)
Lineage: Eukaryota; Metazoa; Chordata; Actinopteri; Labriformes; Labridae
Product: troponin I, fast skeletal muscle-like
Exons: 6
Coding region: 235-762 (175 amino acids)
Biological process (GO): muscle contraction
Cellular component (GO): troponin complex
Source: RefSeq, a predicted model, not a curated record
AACCAGAAAAAAACUCCCAGCAGCUGUCAGCUCUAAACUGGGAGAAUUUAUGGCUCCUACUGGUUGCCAUCAGCUGCUCACACACUGUGGGAGCAAAGAAGACACACACACACACACACACACACACACACACACACACACACAGACACUGAACCAACACCUAUAAAGGGACCCCUACACUGUGGUGUUUCCACUCAUCUCUGUUCUGCAGGCAGGACUCAGCUACUGGUCAGAAUGGCAGAGAAAAAGAUGUCGUCGGGCAGGAGGAACCAGCUCAAGAGCUUGCUGCUGCUGAUCGGGCAGUCGAUGCUGGAGAAGGAGGCACGAGAGGCAGAGAAGGAGAAGAUGAAUUUCAUGCAGGAGACCUGCCCUGUUCUCUCCAUCCCAGGCUGCAUGCAGGAGAUGCAGGAGCUGUGCAGGAAAAUUCACAAGCAGCUCGAUCUGGCGGAUGAGGAGCGAUACGACAUGGAGUUAAAAGUGACAAAGUCCAACAAAGAGAUCGACGACCUGAAGUUGAAGGUUCAGGAUCUGAAGGGGAAGUUUAAGAAGCCGACCUUGAAGAAGGUGAAGAUGUCGGCCGACGCCAUGCUGGCUGCUCUGCUGGGCUCCAAACACAAAGUGUCCAUGGACCUGAGAGCCAACCUGAAGCAGGUCAAGAAGGAGGUCAAAGACGAGGAGUUGAAAACAGGCGACUGGAGGAAGACCAUCGAAGACAAAGCCGGGAUGGACGGCAGGAAGAAGAUGUUUGAGACAGACGCUUAAAAAACAUCUGUGUGUGACUCUGCUGUUGAUCAGCAUCGUUUGUUUCUGUGUGUGAUGUGAGUCCACUUUGUUGGAAGUUUGUAUAAAUGAUAAAAAGAUGAAAUCAUGUUGUGUUUCUGUGUGUUUUAUGGCUGUAAAUUGAUUACUCUUGAAGUUCAUGUCAACGUCAAGUAACACAGGAACAAAAAUGAAUAAAUACAAAAAUUGCAAUAUAAAGAAAGUAAAACAGCCAAUUAAAUAGACAGUAGACGGAUAUAUGAUAAGUGUAAUUAGAGCCAAUUAGCGAUUCUAGAGUCUGUUAGGGCCGUAGGCAAAAAUAAAUUGGGGGGCCCUCCAACCAGAGUUCAUCACGUUUAUGUCUACUAGCCAACUCUAACUCCUCUUCCCCUUCUUUCCUCUUUUUAUUUCUCUCUCCUAUAGACUGAUAAUUCCUCUUCAUUUUUCUUUGGUGACGUUCACUGACAACCUUUUUUCUUCACAGCAAUAA